Molecule: messenger RNA, 2005 nt
Organism: Drosophila virilis
Lineage: Eukaryota; Metazoa; Arthropoda; Insecta; Diptera; Drosophilidae
Gene: lms
Product: lateral muscles scarcer
Biological process (GO): regulation of transcription by RNA polymerase II; central nervous system development; neuron differentiation
Cellular component (GO): nucleus
Molecular function (GO): RNA polymerase II cis-regulatory region sequence-specific DNA binding; DNA-binding transcription factor activity, RNA polymerase II-specific
Source: RefSeq, a predicted model, not a curated record
UCGCCGCGCGCUGUUGUGUCUGAUUCCGGCUAAGGCUCCAUACGAAAUAUCCGAUCCGAACCGAUCCGUUCCGAUCUGAUCCCAAGUGAAAAUGAAUGCACAAUCUGUGGUGCGUCGCCAUCCGCACAGUUUUUCGAUCGAACAGAUUCUAGCCAAGCCCGAGCCACAUAGUUCCAGCAAUUAUGUAGACAAAGCGUCCAGCUUUGAGGUGAUCCACGAUAAUCAAGCCCAGUUGGCGCACGAGAGUGGGCGUGGCAGUUGUGAUGUGUCGCGCGUAUCCAGUCCGGCGACAUCCAGCUGCCUGGAGGACGGCCUGGACGAUGCCAAAAGUGAUAUAGAGCUUGCCUCGGAUGAUGGCAGUGCGCACGACGAUCGCAAGAAGCGUCCACGCACCGCCUUCUCCGCCGCUCAGAUUAAGGCGCUGGAAACGGAGUUCGAGCGUGGCAAAUAUCUAUCCGUGGCCAAGCGCACAGCGCUAGCCAAGCAGCUUCAGCUUACCGAGACACAGAUCAAGAUCUGGUUCCAGAACCGACGCACCAAGUGGAAACGCAAAUACACCUCAGACGUGGAGACGCUCGCCUCCCAUUAUUACUCCCAGCUGGGCAUGGGUGGCAUGGCGCGUCCCAUGGUUGUGGGCGAUCGCCUCUGGCUGUUUAGCCAGACUCCAGCGGGUCCCACGCCCAUACAGUCCAUCAUGUUGAAUGGCAGCGGCGCCGCGCCCCCCAUGCGUCCAUUCGGUCCACCAGCUAGUGCGCCUGGCAUGCCGCCUCUGCACGGCUCAAGCGUUAUUGAGAGCGCCAGGAAUGCCAUACUGUCGCGUGGACAACCGCUUAACUUUGCACUGCCUUUUGGACUGGCCAAGCCACCGCCGCCAGCCGGAGGAGCAGCAAGUGCCCCAGCCAGUUAUGUGCCGCGCUGUAAGCCGUAUCCGAGCAGCUUUACGGACUAUAUACCGCCACAUGCUCACAAUGAAUCUUAUCUUCAGCUGAAGUAUGCUACACUGCCGCCUGAAGUGGAUGCGGAUGCGGGCACCAGCAAUGGUCUGGCCGAGCUGGAGCGCGUGUUCGGUGAUGCCAAUGCCAAUUUUCUGCUGAACAAAAACGUGCCAGUCGCCACCAGCAGCAUCUCCUGUGGCUAUGGACACGAGGGACUGUCACAGGCGCAGCGCAGCCGACGCGCCACGCAAUCCGAGUCCGACUGCAGUGACAUUGACUGCGAGCAGCUGGACGAGGACGCGGACGCCGUGGAAUAGCCACAUGAAUCAAAUGAAAAGUCAGCUUGUAGUUAGUUAUCUUUACAAUCUAUGUUUAUACGCCACACACAAAAAUAUGCUCAUAUAAAUACAAAUAGUCAUACAGAUGUGAUGAGUAUGUUGUCUGUAGGUUAGUAGCUAUCACUAUUUGACAGUGGCAGGCACACAGAGUAGUAGGAUGUGUGUAGUAGGGGGGUAUUUCACUGGGGGAAUUUAACGUGUGUGCCUGUCUCCCGAAAUGCUUAGAGUUAACUAUGGCUAUUCUAUGUUACAUGUUGUGGGUCGGUUGUUGGCUCUCUUUCAAGUUACAUAUUACACGAAUUAUAAUUAGAUAAAUCAAAAUCACAAAGACUUAUGUUUAACGGCCAUUACAGACUUUCGAGCUCGAUCUGGAGUUGGAGUUCAUUCAACUUAACAACUAAAUGCUCAUUUGUACAGUAAAUCAGAUCGAAUCAGCAUUAACAGAAAUAACAUUGCAAUAUUCGUCAGCGACUGCUGUGACUAUAUAUAGUAUACAUAUUAUCUAAUACUGUCAACUUGUCGUUGCUAUUGCUUCGGUUACAAAUUUCAAUUGGCUGUGUGCUUCGAGAUGGGGCGGAGGGUACGGAUCUGACUAUAACAUAGAAUUGGAUCGGUCUCGUUGCACAAGUUUUACAAAUUAAAUAUAUACGUAGUUGUAGUAACUGGAGUCUCAUCUUAGAUCGGUUUAGCACUGGUUGCGAAACAUACAUUAAUUUUACAAUUUUAACUAAA